GUCUUGCGCAAUUCUGUGAACGAAAAAAACGCAAGCAGCAAUCGACAACAACAGCAGUGCACACACUUCGCUGACACACAACGGCUAACCAGCAGCCAGCCUGUGCUCUUGUGUGCACUUCUUCCUUCAUCUCUUCUUGCUUGCUUGCUUUGCUUCGCUUCGCUCCCUUGCUGACGUGCGUGCGUGUUCUCUGCCGCCAACCACAAGAGCCAGAUCCCACUCCUCCCAACGCCAACAACAACGAUGGCUGCCCUUCGCCUUGCUGUCACUGCGGCGCUUCGUCCGCUGCGCGCUGGCGCUCUCAACACUGCUGCCAGAAGCGUGCUCCCCGCAGCCACCAACCUCGCCGCUCGCGCCAACCUCCUGCACACCUCCUCCCUCUCCCUCGAUCGCUACUUCACGGAGAGCCACGAGUGGGUCGAUAUCCAGGACGGCACAGCCACCAUCGGCAUCACAAACUACGCCCAGGAAGCGCUCGGUGACAUUGUCUAUGUCGAUCUCCCUGAGGUGGACACGGAGCUGGCUGCAGAAGAGGAGUUUGGUUCGAUUGAGAGCGUGAAGGCGGCGAGCGAGUUGUACGCUCCUGUGGAUGGCGUCGUGACAGAUGUCAACAAUGAACUGUCCGACAACCCUGGUCUCGUCAACGAGUCUGCAGAGGACAACGGCUGGAUCAUCAAGCUGAAGGUUGCGUCCCCAGACCAGCUGGAUGCACUCAUGUCUGCCGAGCAGUAUGGCGAGUUCAUCAAGGCUGCCCUCAAGUAGACGUGGAACUGCCCCUCGCCUCCCUCUCUCUCCCUCUCUGUCUCUGCUUUCAAAGCGUGCCUGCUUGCGCUUGCGUGCCUGCUUCCGGCAGCCUUCUCUAAGAGUGUGCGCACAUGCACACGCACCUUCGCUUUCUCUCUUUGGGAUUUCAGCCACGUGCGCAUCCGGGUGUCUGCGUAUCUGUGUAUCUGUGUAUCCGUGUGCGUAUGUGUUUUGUUGCACUUGUAGUGAUGCUGCUUACUGCAUGCAUGUCCUCAAACGCAGUAAAACCACUGUUUGCAACCCCCCUCCCCCCAUCGUCGCCACCGCGC
This is a messenger RNA of Salpingoeca rosetta, 1073 nucleotides long. Its product is annotated as glycine cleavage system H protein. Gene Ontology annotation, biological process: protein lipoylation; glycine decarboxylation via glycine cleavage system. The coding region runs from base 244 to 762 and encodes 172 amino acids. NCBI's taxonomy places the organism in Eukaryota, Choanoflagellata, Craspedida, Salpingoecidae. Gene Ontology annotation, cellular component: cytoplasm; mitochondrion; glycine cleavage complex. The record is from RefSeq and is a predicted model, not a curated record. The transcript is spliced from 6 exons.